This is a messenger RNA of Trypanosoma conorhini, 1602 nucleotides long. RefSeq lists its product as uncharacterized. The record is from RefSeq and is a predicted model, not a curated record. Gene Ontology annotation, cellular component: Set1C/COMPASS complex. NCBI's taxonomy places the organism in Eukaryota, Euglenozoa, Kinetoplastea, Trypanosomatida, Trypanosomatidae. The transcript has a single exon. Bases 1 to 1602 code for a protein of 533 amino acids.
AUGACUGAGAGUGCGUAUCUGAAGAGCAGCGUGGGGCCCGUGCUCGCCAAGGCGGUGGCCGAGACGGUGCUGGCGCAGCCCAGCAACCCGCAGGAGUACCUCGCGCUCUACCUCCUGCACGUGCUUCAGGAGGAGGAGCGCCGCGAUGCCGCUGCCGCGCUCAAGGCGAAGGCCGAGGUGCACCGCCAAGCGUGGGCGAGCGAGCGCGCACUGCGUGAAAAGCGUGCCGCGGACACCAUUCAGCGCUUCUACCGCCAAUGCAAACACUCCAUACAACUGCGGCGGGAGACGGAGGAGACGCUGUGGUCCAAGUACCAAGAGGCCGAAGAGGAGGCGGAGCAACUCCUCGAUGAGCAAGAGGCUGCCGCGGCCGCUGGCAAGGUGGGGAGCGCGGCAAGCGACAUGGAGGACACCGAUGGUGCGGCUGCGGCCGGCAGAGGGGACGGUGGCGCUGGCGAGGAAGGCUCAGUUGAGGAAGCCGCGGCCGCCGUGGAGGAGACACGCCGCGACUUCUACAAGGCGCAGCGCUUCAUGCUGCACAUCCGCAAGGCUCUGAUUGGAACGCUGAAGAAGGAGCUUGUGGACCAGCGUGAGCAGGUGCGGGUGGAGCAAGACCGCAUGUAUGAUUUGCUUGACAGGGCAGAGGCGGAAAUUAAAGAGAGGGAAGAGGCGGAGUACGUGGCCGCUGCCACUGCAGGGGCGCUCCCGAGCUCGGCAGCGGCCGCCGAACUUGCAAAGAAGAGUGCGGUGCCUCGUCAUGAGCGCAUUCCCGCCUCAAUGAUUAUGUACCGUGUGUUGCGCUGCUGGUGCUACAUGUUAUUCGACAGCACCCCCAAACAGACCGACACUCCGGCGAAGGUGGCAGCGCUUGUGAAGCCCUUCACGUUCAUGCAACUGCUCCGGGCCUUUAACCCUGUCGCGACGUACCAGCGUAAUCGGCCGCUGCGCCUAGAAAACGUGGGCAAGCAGGAGGAGGAGGAAGGUGCUGCGGAUGACCUGCUGCAGGAGGGUGGCGGGGAUCCGCUGCAGCAGCCGAAGCCGCGUCAGGCACGACGGGUGGGCCGCGUGCUACGUGUGCUGAUGCACGACGGCGAGUACGUGAGCGCGGUAAACCCUGCCGACUACAUCGACGUCGAGGAGGAAGGUGCGAACGAGGAGUCUGCUGAAGCUGCGCGCGGGGCGGAACUGGCCGCCCUCGUUGAGGCGGCGGCGAAGAAGCACAGUGUCAUGCUGUACGCCCUGCUGCGAUUGGUACGCACCGCUAGCGCCUACCGCGACGCGCGCGACCACUGGGUGGCGCUGCUGCAGCAGAACGGCCACGACGCACCGCCCGGUGAGGAGAUGCCGGAAGACGACGAGGCGGACCCAAACAAUGAAGAAGGACUGCGGGACGACGACGGCGAGGUGGACGAGGCCGCCGUUCGGCGCCUGCUGCUCACCAUCGGCACUGACACGGACGAGGCAAUCGCGAAGUUGUGGGUCAACAGGGACGAGGUGGAGCGCAAGAAGUGGCAGGCAAUGGCUGCGGCAAGGCACAGCGAAGAGGAAGAGGAGGCCGCAACGAACGAGGAAGCUGAGGAGGAUGGGGGGGACGCGGAGUGA